AUGUAUUACUCUUUUGAUUUUAUUGCAAAAGUAACACGAUUGUGUAUUGAAGAAAUACGUCAAAGAGGCUUUCAAGAGCGUAAAAUAUUUCGUAAAACAGUGCCAAACUAUGGACUGUUUAUCAAGAUAUUCAAUAAGCGAGACUUUACUGCCAACGACCUAUCCUAUGUCGACAUUCACUCCGUGGCUACUUUGAUGCAGGUAGCGCUUUGGUCUACACCGGACAGAAUCAUUUCAAAAAAAGCUUGGAGAAAGAUCAAUUACGAGACUUGUACAUUAUCCAAUCUAUCUUCUAUUAUCCCUAACAAAAGUCAACAACUCUUGAUUGAAAUUCUAGACUUUCUCGUCGAAUUAUUACAACAUAAACAUGUCAAUCUUAUGGACGCUUACAAAUUAGGUGACUCGUUAGGUAAAGUGGUACUAGGGCCAAGUGAUUGCAGUCAAAUAAUGGAAGAAAAGUCGGGGCACUUUUUAACUCGUUUGAUCAUUGAACAUGCUAAAAUCACAAGCCGUAAAAGUGCGCAAUCGGGAUUGUCAUACUCUCGAACGGAUUCAGGUUAUGACAUGUCCUCUGUUUAUUCGAGCGUUAAUUAUAUGGAAUAUCAACCACUGUGUAAGACGGAGGGAACAAGAGCAAGGGCAAAGUGCUACAGUCGUAUCAUUGCCAAGAUAAACAGAAAUUCGUCUGAUUGGGUUGAAAAUGCUGAUGGUAUUCAGAGCAUGAUGGAUAAUGACUAUGAUAUCGUACCAGAACCUCCAGAAAAGCCUUGGAUAUCUAUCUUUGUCUCUCCAGAUUCACUUAGGGCAACUGACAAAGAUAUGAGGGUAUCGUCUUCGCUGUAUCGUAUAUUGAACGAGGCCGUAAAGGCACCGGCCGUGGUACCUGAAGAUCCUUUUGAAGCAUCUUUCUUGUUUAACAAAACCAAGGCAUGCUAUGCAGAGCAUCAAAUUCAUGAAGCAUUCAAUCAGUUUCUUCAGCUCCAAACUCGCACAGAUCAGCUUACAUCUAAUAAUAUAGAGGAUAAAGCAAAUCCUUUGAGAAAGCUAAAUAGCUCUCUUUCUAAUUUGAAAUUGAAUAUAAGAAGAUACCGCUCAAGGGUGGAUCUAUUGGAAGAUAGUGCCAUCAGUGAAGACACGGUCAUUAAUGAAAGUAACGUCACUGAUUCAGAAAAUAUAAACAUGCAUCGACAUCAGCAUCACAUUCAUUAUGUACAGCAACAACAACAACAACAACCUAGCCAUAAUCAUCACCACCAGCACAAGUCUGGUCUAUCCAACAUGAAAGGUGCAAUGAGAAAGAUGGCUAAAAUAGCCGGAGACAGGAAAAUUAGUAAAAUCUUGAUAUAA
Rhizopus microsporus ATCC 52813 is the source of this 1347-nucleotide messenger RNA. RefSeq lists its product as uncharacterized. Bases 1 to 1347 code for a protein of 448 amino acids. The transcript has 4 exons. Gene Ontology annotation, biological process: signal transduction. The record is from RefSeq and is a predicted model, not a curated record. Lineage: Eukaryota; Fungi; Mucoromycota; Mucoromycetes; Mucorales; Rhizopodaceae.